AUGUAUUUCUCAGUCAAAUUUCUCGCAGUCGCUAUUGCGUUGUCAUGCAUAGUAAAUGCUGAAUGCCGCAAUUCGAGUCCUGGCUCCCCUACAUUUGGCGGGGCCAGUUGCCGUCAAGGAAUCGGUUUCGACCACACAUGCGACGAUAAAUCAGCCUUCUUCAAGUGUUGUUCUAAUUCAAACUGUACCUAA
Colletotrichum truncatum is the source of this 192-nucleotide messenger RNA. RefSeq lists its product as uncharacterized. The record is from RefSeq and is a predicted model, not a curated record. NCBI's taxonomy places the organism in Eukaryota, Fungi, Ascomycota, Sordariomycetes, Glomerellales, Glomerellaceae.